Messenger RNA from Argiope bruennichi, 5359 nucleotides. RefSeq names its product zinc finger protein GLI3-like. Gene Ontology annotation, biological process: regulation of transcription by RNA polymerase II. Lineage: Eukaryota; Metazoa; Arthropoda; Arachnida; Araneae; Araneidae. Gene Ontology annotation, cellular component: nucleus. The record is from RefSeq and is a predicted model, not a curated record. The transcript is spliced from 15 exons. Gene Ontology annotation, molecular function: RNA polymerase II cis-regulatory region sequence-specific DNA binding; DNA-binding transcription factor activity, RNA polymerase II-specific. Bases 360 to 4394 code for a protein of 1344 amino acids.
ACAACUUGGAGUGAGGGAAGCGAGAGUUUGUUUGCAUCGGGUUCGUAAAGAAAGAUUUAAAUGCUUACAGUCACACUUCUAUGCGCGAAAUAGCUGCUAAGUAGAUUAUGAGCUUUGCUUUUGGUCACAGUUUGCAAGAGAAAAAAAUUGUCUGUAAUUACUUUCGCAUGGAUAUUUCGUCGUGUUGGAUUUGGAGUCUAUCCUGAUCCCAUUUAUUUUUAAGAUAUCAACACGAAAAUAUGCGAUUAAUUAUUUGGGUAAGGCAAUAUGCAUGAUUAUUGAAAGCUCCGCCUUUGAGAGAAUGAUUAGAAGUAGGUGAAAAUGCUUGUGCCAGGUCUGUAGACGCGUCUCAGUGUGUUAUGGAUCCACAUUUCGGUUUGCCAUUACAAUUUCCAAGUGCGUUCACAACAGUCCAUGCGCCUAUUCCAGUGGACCAAAGAACACACGAGGGGCGGUAUGUGUGGGAGCCGAGACUUCACGCCGCGUUAUCGCACACCGGGAGCAGAAUCAAUGCUGAUGGAACUACAGCAAAUUUACCUGAUUUCUCUCAUUUUGCUCCUCGACGAGACAUUCCAAAUGGCUAUGCGGAUUUUGCAUCUCAUUACAGGCUUAGUCCUUACAUGGAGCAAGUCAUUUCGACUUUGCAUGGCAAUUCGGCAAUGGGUUCGCCGCUUGUUGCUGAUGCCAGAGUUCCACUAUCCAUGGAUUAUCUCCAACAAGUUUCGAUGUUGCAUCAAAGAAAUUUACUGGAUGUACACAACUCUUUACAAGCCAACGCGAACGCUGGAGCUGAGUUACCCCUUGGCUUGGACGGAUCUCAAGUAAGUAGCCCUAAACCAGGUGUUCGUCAUGGUAGGAAACGAGCAUUGUCUAGUUCACCUUAUUCUGACUUCGAUAUCAACUCAAUGAUUAGGUUUUCUCCCAGCUCCUUAGUCUCUUUUAUGAAUGGUUCUCGAAGCUCUAGUGCCAGUGGCUCCUAUGGGCACUUAUCAGCUGGUUCUUUAAGUCCAGCGAUGGGUGUAUCUCCGCCAGCUGUUCUUCCUCACUUCCAUCAACUUCAUCACUUAAUGCGUCAAGGUUUAACAUCCCCUUUUCUUUUACCUCCUUCCUCCAGUUUAGGGCAGCAACCAAUAUUUCCAGGACAUAUGCCUCCUCCAAUGUCAAAUAAAGUGAAAACAACAUUCUACACAGGAAUGCAAGAUAAGGAUUCUGUGCUUAACAACAAUGCUUCUUCUGACAAUUUGGCAAAUCAUGGAACAAGUACCGGUAAACAUUCGAAAGAUUCGCGAAGUUCAGCUCCUCGUGGUUCUGGGGAUGGUACGGUGGUAGAUGAAGACAAAGAUGCUACGUCCGAUAUCAAAGAUGAACCAGGAGACUUCAUUGAAACUAAUUGUCACUGGAUAGAAUGCGAGCGCGAAUUUCCAACUCAAGAAGAUUUGGUGAAGCACAUAUGUCAAGAUCAUAUACACAGUAACAAAAAAGCGUUCGUGUGCAGAUGGAAAGAUUGCUCCAGGGAAGAAAAGCCGUUUAAAGCGCAAUACAUGCUGGUUGUUCAUAUGCGCAGACAUACUGGAGAGAAACCUCACAAAUGCACAUUUGAAGGGUGCUUCAAGGCAUAUUCCAGAUUAGAAAAUCUAAAGACCCAUCUUAGAUCCCACACAGGAGAGAAGCCUUAUCUGUGCGAAUUUCCCGGUUGUACGAAAGCAUUUAGUAAUGCAUCAGACAGAGCAAAACAUCAAAACAGAACUCAUUCGAAUGCUAAACCUUACGUAUGUCGAGCCGAAGGUUGCACCAAACGCUACACAGAUCCGAGUUCUCUGAGAAAGCACGUUAAAACGGUUCACGGGGCUGAAUUUUAUGCUAAGAAGAAGCACAAAGGUGAAGAUCCAGACGGAAGCUCUCGUCGAUCGAAAGAAAACCACAGCCCUCGAGAAAAAGGGAAAAACGAAACAUCACAGAAUGCUACGGAAGCUUUCAAAUCUUCUGCAGAGAGGCCACCCACUGCCGCACUGAAUGUGAAGGAGCAAGAUCAGCAAGGAACAGUCAAUGGAACUCCUAAUGGUUUAUGCUCAGAAAAUCUUCAACUGGUGGGGGAUGUUCCUAUUAGUGACAAUUGUGUUUCUACCACAAGUGGAUUAGGAGAAGUUUUUGAUGGAGAUGCUCAGCAUUGGGAAAUUAAUGGUUCCGUUGAUGGGGAGGAGGAUGAAUAUAUAAAUGCCGUCAUGUGUGCUGUUACAUCCAGUGGGAAUGAAGGAAGUGGAUUUUUGAAAGGCAGAAAAGGAGGCUUUCAUAAAGCUUUCAAAUCCAAAACAUCUUGGCUUCCUAAAUUGCAAUUGCCAAAAGGAAUUUUCCAAAGAAGCAGUUGCAAGACAGUAGAACCAUCACAGACAAAUAACUUAUCUAAAACUUCAGAUGUUGAAACAAAGAAAACAUACACAAAUCUCUCACCUUCGAAAACUUUAGGUUGUGCAACUACUGAUCAAACCAAGAUCAAGACUGCUGGUUCUAGAAGAAGGCAAAACAGCACAAGUUCAACAAGUACAUUUUAUGGUAGCAUGUCAUCAGACGUGAGCAUUCAAAGUCAAGACACAAGCAAACGUAAUCAAGGUUCCUACACAACUCAAAGUAUGCACAGUGCACCAUCAUCUUGUGAUCCUAUUUCUCUUUGGGGAUCCUGUCGUUCGAGUGAAGUAAGCAGUAUUGAUGGGUUAUCUCCAUCAAGUUCCAUAAAAAUAAAAUCUUUGCAACCAGAUGGUCUAUGUCCUACCAGUAUGCCUUCAAAUCCGGUCAAUAAAUGUGAUGACAAUCAAAACAUAGCUCCGCCUGCUCCCAUGAUAGACCAAAAAGAUGCUGUGAAUUAUUAUAAUAGUUGCCAUAAGGAAAUGAAAGCUUCUGAAACCGAUCCAAAAUUAUGUACAUCUGAACAACUUGAACCGAAUGUAAAUGAUCGCUUUACACCGAUGCAAGGCAACCCACAGUUCCUGCCUCAUCGAAAUGUAUGCAGUAAUCAAAAUACCGAUUGGAAUCAAAAUAACAUAUAUGAAAAAGAUUUACAUGCAAGUAAAAAUAUUUCAGAUUCGGUUACAUUGGAUUGCAACAAAGAUUUGAUUCUUCCAGAUGAUGUUGUAAGCUAUCUGAACGAAGUAUCUCAGCAAGAAGUAGAAAGUAGUAAAAGCUUUUAUCCGAACCACAAUUCUUUUCAGUCACCCGUUAAAACUGAUUGCUGCUCUAAUUGCAAAAUGGAUCCUCAGCAGAAUCCACCCCUUCCUAAUUCUUAUUGCAAUCAUUUACCAGUUCCCAACACUUUUUACCAGAACUGCACAACGCAACAUCACAUCAAUAUGAAUUCAUCGAAUUGCAUUAACCACGAUGCAAAUAGAAUAAAUUGCAAUGAUGUACAAAACAAUUUUAAUCCGAAUUCUGUGAACUAUCAGUCAAAUGGUUGCAAAAAUGAAUACAUUCCUCAAUCAUGUCACCAAGGGGCUAGUCAACAUUUGAUCAAUCAUUGUUCUCAACAAGCCUGGAAUACUCAAACUUCUCAGCCUGUAGCAGUCAUCCAGAACCAGGUAUGUUCAACCCAUGGAAUGAAUACAUUUUACUGCAAUCAACAACAUUACAGCAAUCCUCCAGCUUACCAGAUUACACCACAGUACAGUUCUAACAAUAUGCAUAUGCAUUCUCCUGUUGAAAAUCGGUGCUCCAUGGGUAAUUGUAUCGAUUCUCAAACAAUGCAUCCUCCACCGGUUUACUGCAACUAUCAGCAAGUUCACCAGUUUUCUAAUCAGCAAACUGGAUACAAAUGUUCUCAAAUGUGUGAUGCAUCAAAUGGCAUUCAACCCCAGUGUCAACAAAUUUCACCAAAUUAUAAUAUGCACCACCAGCAAGGAUCACAUCCGCAAAAUCCAAAUUGCUUUCAUCAAUACCAACAAUGCUUAAAUUGUGGCGCUGGACAAAAUAUACCUCCAAAUCACUGUUUUUCAAGCAAUACUGCUCCAAGCAGAAAUAAUAAUUCACAUUUUAUUUCGCCCAGUCAUGUUAUUCAUUGCAUGCCACAGCAAAACACUCCUUCUCAACUUGUAGAUGGUGCCUCUCUAGAAGGUGUUUUACCUAAAAGUGAAAAGACUGAUUUUGAAAAACCAAACUAUGUUCCUCCCAAAACAGAAGCAGUAAGUGUUUCGUGCGCUAAUAGUGUUCCGAAAGAAAGAACCACGCCAGUGCCUAAUCAAAAUACUAGUUUUCAAAACACUGUGAGUCAUGUUACAGAUAAUGUUCCCAAUGUUUCUCUGAAUCCCACUCAAUCGUUAUUGCCUACAUCUAAUAUGGUUAUUAAUGAUAUGAAUUCGAUUUUAUCAUCUUUAAUGGAAGAAACGAAGUAUUUAAAACUUUUACAGUAACUUUAUUAUAUUGUUGUAUAGAUACAUAUUUAUAUAAAAAUACAGGAACGAGUUUUAUCGUGACGAAAUGAACUCAAUAGUUCCACUAUUUUGGUUUCAAUCAAAUAAUAUGUGUAUAAAAAAAUACAACUGGAAAUUCUUCAUUGUCUGCAUUACUCUUUGUGCUAAUUAUAAAAAUUAGAAAUCUCUCUAUUUAAGAAGUAUGAAAUUAGAAUUUGAACUUAUAUCUAAGGAAAGUAUUUCCGUAUUGGAUUUCUUGCAUUGAAGUAAUCUAAAAAGAAAAUACCGAUAUUAAAGCAUUUUUAUAUUGGUUUAUUGAAAAUAUAAAGGAGUAAUCUAAAAAAAUAGUAUAAUUAAUGUCAAAUUAUGAUUUAUGGUAUUGUAUAUAAUUUUUAGUAAUUAUUAUAAUAUGUUGUAUUUUCUGUCUGACGUACAUAAAAUUUUCUGAGAAACAAAGAAAUAUGCAUAGUUCUUUUUCUUAUAUUGUGUUUUUAUAAAUACAACUGUGUAAAAAUAUAUUUGAAUUUUAAAACAAGAUAGCGAUGUAAAAGAUAACGAUGUUUCAAAAAAUGAAAACUUACUCUAAUUGAAACCUUUAUACUUCUGUGGGGACUUAAAUCGAAGUAUGAAAUAUAUGUAUUAUAUAUUUUAGUAAUUUGCUUCACAAAUUUAUAAGAAAUAUGUAAAUAGAAAUAUACAUUUGUAUUUGUAUACCAUGUAUUUAACAAUUACAUUCCCAUAUACAUACUUUUACGAACAUGUGAUGCUUUGAAUGUCUGAAAGACACUAUUUUAUAAUUGGUACUUUACAUAGUCUGAUCAGCAAUAUUUUUAAUAGCUAUGUUUUAUAGAAAUUUCACUUUGACUGUGAUACGAUGUUAUAUCCUAGACUAGAAUUGAAUUUAAAUUUUUUACCAAUUGUUCUAUUGCGAUUUGUUAAUCUUUCUACCGUUUUUUUAAAAGAAA